This is a messenger RNA of Hylaeus anthracinus, 1002 nucleotides long. It is a transcript of the gene Ssk, whose product is annotated as protein snakeskin. The transcript has 4 exons. The coding region runs from base 106 to 588 and encodes 160 amino acids. The record is from RefSeq and is a predicted model, not a curated record. Lineage: Eukaryota; Metazoa; Arthropoda; Insecta; Hymenoptera; Colletidae. Gene Ontology annotation, biological process: septate junction assembly.
AGAUAAAGAGGGCUUGGUACUGGGUCGAAGGCAUUCGAAACACCGUGAAUUUCAUUCCGUGCGCACGUUUCCACUGUGAAAAGUACAUUUUACAAAAGUGUAGACAUGGUGUCCCUAGAGACUGUUGCGAGUAUAGUGAUAAAAGUUCUCAAGUUGGUUAUUAAUUUCAUUAUCCUGAUCCUGUACCGAGUAGGAUACAAUGGGGAAUUCCUGGGAGUCGGAGGAACAUGGAAUUUGAACGAAGACAAAAAUCCAGACGCAGAAAUCGUUGCUUCUGGCGUUUUGGUGGGAUUCUUCAUCUACACCAGCGUAGUUCUCAUCAGUUACUGCUUUGGGGUCCUGAACCAUAAGAAAACACUUGUUGAAAUUAUAAUGAACUUCGUUGGAACCUUUAUGUUUAUUGCUGUGGGUGGUACGGCGCUUCACUAUUGGCACGGUUACCAAUCAGAACAUAAAUUCGAUGCCAUCGUUCAGGAAAGACAGGCGGGUCUAGCUGUUGGAUCAUUAUGUGUCAUCGAAGGUGCCGCAUACCUCGUGGAUCUGAUACUGAGCUUUCUGCAUUUCGCGAAAGCCCGCGAUGAGUAUUAGAAUAGUCACGUAACGCUUAAGUAUCAUCUCGUCACGCCUGAUUCCAAACAGUGAAGUCUACAUCACAAACAGGAAUUGAUAGUAAAACCUUUCGUUAUUGCAUUGACAAUUCUUUUAAAGUAUUCUUCAUGUGUAUGUAACAACUCAUCCAGUGGUAGACAUCGAAAUGUUAGUUAAUUAAUGAUUAUCGGAGUCCAAGUCCGUUUAUACAAUUGUUUAAUUUCUCAGCUUAAAGUAAACUGUUCAUUCUAAAUGACAUAAACCUUCACGAACACAUUCUGACGUAUUCGUAACGCUAUUAACAAGCAACUCGUGCGACACAUGUAACGACACACGAUACAACAUUUUCUAGUUGUAUUAUCAGUAAGAUGUAUUACUAAAUAUAGGAAUUAAUAAAUAAUUUUUAUAUCGUUA